Suillus subalutaceus is the source of this 2149-nucleotide messenger RNA. RefSeq lists its product as uncharacterized. The transcript is spliced from 15 exons. Gene Ontology annotation, molecular function: acetoacetate-CoA ligase activity. Lineage: Eukaryota; Fungi; Basidiomycota; Agaricomycetes; Boletales; Suillaceae. Gene Ontology annotation, biological process: lipid metabolic process. Bases 13 to 2115 code for a protein of 700 amino acids. Gene Ontology annotation, cellular component: cytosol. The record is from RefSeq and is a predicted model, not a curated record.
AAGUGUACUGCAAUGAGCGCUCAGUUCGACCAGUCGCGCCUUAUUUGGACACCUACUUACCCGUCUCAUGUCGUCUCCGAGAAGCUAAGGCGUGAAAUCAACCUUAAACACAACUUGAAACUUAAGGACUAUCAUGACCUGCAUACAUACUCGGUGUCCGAUUACACCUUCUGGCUCGACCUCUGGCAGUUUAUGGGUAUUUUGUCUUCUGUUCCCCCAGAUCCCACAAAGAUAGUCCAAAAGGGCAAAUACGAAGAAGUACCCGAAUGGUUUCCCGGAGUACGCCUCAACUACGCGGAGAACCUUCUCUACCGAGACGACGAUGGUAUCGCAUGUACAGCAGGCAAUGAACUCGGAGUUGUGACGCAUUAUAGCUUCCGCCAGCUAAGAGAGAUGGUGCGCGAAAUGGCAGCCGCAAUGCGCGCGAAUGGAUUGAAGGUUGGAGAUAGGGUUGCAGCUAUCAUCACCAACUCCAUCACCGCUGUGGUAGUUGCUCUAGCGGCUUCCAGUGUAGGGGCAAUGUUCUCCAGUACCGCAACUGACAUGGGUACCCAGGGCAUACUCGAUAGGUACAGGCAGAUUAAACCAAAGCUCAUUUUCACAGAAACGGAGAUUGUUUACGCGGGGAAGACAGUCAGCCUAGUGCAGAAGGCUUCGGAAGUGGAGCAGGAUCUCCGCGCAUAUGGCGUACAGCGCAUCAUUACCUUACCAAGUGUGAAGACCGGAAACACUGUCCCAGAAUCUCUAAACAUACCCAACAGUGUCACAUUAGAUUCUUUCCUUGCAUCAGGUGAUAGUCGACCACUAGAAUUUGAGCAGUUACCUUUCAGUCAUCCGUUGUACAUCCUAUACUCCUCGGGGACAAGCGGUCCGCCGAAAUGCAUAGUCCACUGCGGUGGGGGCGCCCUCAUGAACAGCAAGAAGGACAGCAUGGUUACCUUCGGCAUCCUCCCAACUGAUGUCUCUUUCCAAUACACGACGACGGGCUGGAUGAUGUGGCCAUCCAUGCUCACAGGUCUUGCAUGUGGUGCACGCAUUGUCCUCUUCGACGGGUCACCAUUCCACCCUGACCUCAGGAGUUAUCUCAAGUUCAUUAAUGACCAGGGUGUCACGGUGUUCGGCACAAGUCCACGCUUCCUGACCGAAGUCCAGAUGAGGGAUAUCAAGCCGCUUGAAAUUGCAUCCUUUGAAGCUCUUCGUGAGAUGAAAGUCACAGGAGCUGUAAUGACUGCACCUUUGAUGGAGUGGACGCACGAGGCGUUUGGUAGGAAGCUGCAUAUAGCUUCGUCUUCUGGAGGGACAGAUGUGUUCUGUUCAUUUGUCUCUUGUGUGUUGAGUUUCCCACUAUAUGCUGGAGGUUGUGUCCGAAGUACCAUUCUCUUAACUUGGACUAACUGUGCAUUCCACACAGAACUCCAAGGCAAAUCUCUCGGCAUGGCCGUUGAAAUAUUCGAUCCUGCGGGCAAGAACAUCGAGAACACAGGUCAGCCUGGUGAGCUCGUCGUCACCCGUCCGCAUCCCUCAAUACCUGUUUGUUUCUGGGGCGACGAGUCUGGCAAAAAGUUUCGACAGGCAUAUUACGACACGUACCCAGGAGUCUGGCAUCAAGGCGAUUUUGUAGUCAAGAAUCCGAAGACGACAGGGUUCAUCUUUCUAGGGCGGAGGGUACCGACUAUUUUUAUCGAUGGCGUACUCAACCCCUCUGGUGUCCGUUUUGGCUCAGCAGAGAUCUACGCUGUCCUAGAGUCUUUCUCCGACGAGCUCGAUGACUCGUUGUGUGUGGGUCAACGGAGGACACAUGACCCUGACGAGCGUGUCCUGCUCUUUCUAAAGAUGCGCUCAGGGCGCAAGCUCACACCUGUCCUCAUUGACCGCAUCAAAAGUGCGAUCAGGACCAGCCUUAGCCCGAGACACGUCCCAGCCUACGUGUUCGAUACCGCAGAUAUCCCGUAUACUGUAAACGGCAAGAAAAUUGAGAUUGCAGUGAAGCAGAUUGUUUCGGGGUCCAAUCUAAAACCGAGUGGGACUGUGGCAAACCCUGAGUCACUUCAGUUGUACUAUAAGUACAGGGACAUCGAAAGUUUGGCGGGCGUGAAGACGAUAGCGAAGCUCUAAUUGUAGACGUUGCAAUAACUUGUGGGCACAAUCA